Molecule: messenger RNA, 9797 nt
Organism: Lonchura striata (white-rumped munia)
Lineage: Eukaryota; Metazoa; Chordata; Aves; Passeriformes; Estrildidae
Source: RefSeq, a predicted model, not a curated record
CCGCCCGCGGGGAGUAUGCCCGGCCGCGCCGCGCACCAGGAGGCGGCGGCGGCGGGAGGACCAGAGCCCACUGCAGCCGGAGGGAGCGCGGGGGCCGCCGCGCAGCAGGAGCGGCGGGGCCUGGCGGGCGCGUUCCCGCUGGUGCUGAAGAAGCUGAUGGAGAACCCGCCGCGGGAGGCGCGCCUGGAUAAAGAGAAGGAGAAAAUAAAGCUUGAAGAAGAUGAGGCAGCAGCUGCCAGCACUAUGGCAGUCUCAGCUUCCCUCAUGCCACCCAUUUGGGACAAAACAAUUCCUUAUGAUGGCGAGUCUUUCCACCUGGAGUACAUGGAUCUGGAUGAGUUUCUGCUGGAGAAUGGAAUUCCUUCCAGCCCUACUCACUUGGAUUUGAACCAGAACCCACUCUUGCCUGUGGCUGAGCUGGAAGGGAAGGAAUCUGCCAGUGCUUCCACUGGUUCUCCUGCAUCAUCCUCUUCCACUGCAGUUUACCAGCAAUCUGAAGCAGCCUCCAGCACAGAGUCCCCACCGCAAAAUGAGAGAAAUACACCCAGCCCCAUUGAUCCUGACUGCGUAGAAGUUGAGGUGAAUUUUAACCCUGACCCUGCUGAUUUAGUGCUGUCCAGUGUGCCUGGUGGUGAGCUCUUCAAUCCUCGCAAACACAAGUUUACUGAAGAGGACCUAAAACCACAACCUAUGAUUAAAAAAGCCAAGAAGGUUUUUGUCCCAGACGAGCAAAAGGAUGAAAAAUACUGGACAAGGCGAAAGAAGAACAAUGUGGCAGCAAAGCGUUCCCGUGAUGCUCGGCGAUUAAAGGAGAAUCAGAUCACAAUUCGGGCAGCCUUUCUUGAGAAAGAAAAUACAGCCCUGAGGACGGAGGUGGCAGAGCUGCGCAAGGAAGUGGGACGAUGCAAGAACAUUGUUUCUAAAUACGAGACCAGAUACGGACCCUUGUAAGCACACCCUUUUCCUUGUUAGGGCUCUUUGUUUUAGCCUCUUAGACUUCUCUGCCUUCUGUAGAGACUCCCAGAAAUAAAGUUUAUGGAGGCUUUGCCAUUUUGCAUCUACACUAGAAAGAAACCACAAAACACAAACAAACCCUGUUUCUGUUGGCACAACUGGUUCAGGCCCUUUCCUGAUCAUUCUGUUGUCCAAAAUCUUAGUGUCCAUAUUUAGAACCUUAUUCUCAACACUGAUAGAACAUUUUCUUAUGCCAUACGAUUGAACAGAUUCACCUGUCUGGAGGAAUAAAUGUGAAUCCCUCCAGAUUGGAAAGAGCUUUUGCUAUCUGUUCUAAUCUUCAUUUUUAAGUGGAGAAAGAGCCUAGGAGACUCUCCUCUCUCUUUCUUUUAUUUUUUUUUGUUUUGUUCAAUUUUCAAACCCUUGCUCUUCUCUCCAUUCCACCUCCCCCUCCCAGUAAAAGUGUAAAACAUAAUUUUAGGAUAUAAGUAGAUGUUGCUGGGCAGCAUCAUGAAAUUGUUUCGUCUCCCAUUCAGAGGCACUAGAAAGUAUUGUUGUAUAGAACUCUGUUCCUCUUGAAGAGGAAUAGCAGAACCUGUAGGACAGGAAGACAGGAAAAUAUUCAAUCUCUUGUAAAAACAGAAGUAUUGCAAUCUAUGAAUGUUAUGCAGAAUGGAGUCAGUGCAGUUUUGAUUACAAUACUGUCUAAAUGUCUUGAUAGGUUCUAAUCCUGGAUAACUUGCAGAAACCAAGGAUAGAGAACAGUAGUGAAUCACUUGCUUUACAUAUGUGGACAAAAUAAUUUGAUGUGGGUUCUAGACUGUAUUUCUACCACCACCCCUCCUUUCUUUCCUUAGAGGGUCUUCCCUCUUGAACUGCCGAUAAAGCAGCAUGUUGCACUUGACUGAGAAGUAAGGGAGAUUUAGAAAAAGAAGUCUGGCUCAUUAGGCUGAACCUUGAGUCCCAGCUGUUAAAAAAUGGCCAGCACCCUAUGCUUUGAAAGAAGGGGCUUUUUUAAAGAAGUAAACAAGCCUCUGUUACUUUACUGCACCUUAUCUGUUGUGCAAGAGAUUGAGAAAGAGUUUUGGUCCUUUGCCUCAUGAACACACUAUGGGAUAAGCUACACCCACUAUAAACACAAACAGUUUACCUCACUAUCUCCUGUGCAGCAGUAUAUCUGGUCUCUCCAUGCUUGCUGGUUCUAUCUCCAGCAUGUUUCCUGAUAGAAAAUUAGCACACAAGACUUGCCCUCUUGGAAGUAAUCCAUUCUCAGCACCAAGCACUGCUUCAACAAUAUAUGGUGUUAAAAGAAAAAAAUACGCUGUGUUUGAUGUUGAGACCUUCUACAUGACCUACAACUGCAAGAGCUAGAAGCUUUACCAGAAGUAUAUGUCUAAAAGUUCUCUUAACAAGAGAAGCUGUCUUAAGAUAGUGGCUGUGUCAGAGCUCUUAGGCUAUACUUCCUGGGAUAAUAUUUACAUUAAGGAGUAAAUGUGGGAUGGUGAUGUUGCGGGUAAUUGCAGUUGCUCUAUUGAAAUCUGAAAAUACAUUAGAAAAGCAUUAGGGUUUAUUUUCUAUGCUAAAGACUAGCUUGUCUUUUAAACAUAAUGUGGAAAUUAUGAGUUUAGAGCAAUUUUGUGUUGAAUUCUUAAGGAAGUGGAGAAGCAGGCUAAUCCACAACACCCAAUGUAUGCUUUGAGCUUCCUCCCCCCCCCCCCCCCCCCCCCCCCCCCCCCGCCUGCUGUUAUACUCUUAAUUUGACUAGAGUGGCUCUUGAUGUGGUGUUGGUCUAAUUUCUUUCAAACAUACUAAAAAUUGUCACCCUUUCAGCAGGGUUUUUUUCUUUCACAGGGUGGUUUGUGGUGGUGAUGGUGGGAAGUAUGUUAUAAAUAAAUUGUCACACUUAACACUUUGCUUUGUUUAAAGUGACUUAUCUGAUUCCGAGUGAUGCAACUUUAAAGACUUUUAAAAACAAAGAAACUAAAAAGCACACAUGAAUCGCCAGUCUUCAGAGUGAGCAGUGAAAUCUAUGAGGUGUCCCAACACAAACAACUGAUGAUGACCCUGCCUGCCUCCUUGCCUGCAAGUACCCCAUCUGACUACCCAGGGCUGGGCAUGAUGAAAAGUGCAAAGUCUCCUUAAUUCUGUAUAUGGCUUUCUUAUCUGUCUUUCUCACUGUAACUAUGAACUACAGUAAGCUUACCUACUGGGGUUUUGUCAAGACACUCAAAGUUCAUGUCUCAAAGUCUGUUGACAGCCUGUGUGAAUAGUGGUUCUUCAUUUUGGCACUCGAGUGGAAGAAGAGAGGGAGUUUUAAAUGAAAGUGUCUGUAUAUAUAAAGAACUGCUAUAUUUUAAGACUCUUUUCCCUGCAGUAUAAUGAAUUUUAUUUACUACUGCGGUUCACUUCUGGUACAGUAUAGCGUAUUGUGGAGUACUGUGAGUGCAGAACUAAAGACACCAGGAAGACAGCAGCCCGUAAUGUGUGAGACUUCAGUGCAGAAGAUUACAGCAGAUGUACUGAAAUAAUCCAGAAAGCACCACAGUGUGCCAUACAGAGAGUAAUAAACCUCUAUCAAAUGACCCACGUAAUAAUAAACCACGUCGGUGGCUUUCCUGCUCCACAGCUACACUGCUGUAACCUGCCUUUUCCUUUAUUUUGUUUAUGAGGCUCUCUUUCUUUUAUGGUAUCUUGCUGAAAAAGGUUCUAUUCUUCUGCUAACGACUUAGCAAUCGUGGAAAAGGUGCUGUUCUGAGUUGCUGAUCUCCAAGUCUUUUGGCAGUCUGAAACUAUCAGAUGCAUAUUAGUUCCAGGAAAACAAUGACUAUUAGUUGCCAUAUUAUCAUUUUCUGUCUCUGGACUGCAGGACAGCUGUGGUGCUCCUGCAGUUACAAUGGGCGGCUUAAGAGUGAGGACCCUUGUGCUGGUGUGGGAGGGUAGAUGAAAGCUUGGAUGGAUUGUGGAGACGCAUAUUGUGUUUAGAAGAUGGAGGGAGUAGGUGGAAGUUCCGUCGUAAGAAUUUCAUCAGCAUAACAAGAAUCUGCUCUUACGUUAAGGGAGCUUGAGAGCUAAAUCUAUGUGAGAAGAACAAGAGUAAUUACUUUCUAGGAAAGAAGUACAGAACCAUGCUUGUAGCCAAAAUGGAGUUUGUAAGACAGGAGUGUGUUUGUGCCUGGAGAUUGAUGAAUAGCAUACACCUCAAAAAAACAUAAUCUUGAAAGCUUUCUGAAGCACAAGUGCCAAAAUUAUGAGGCAUGACUAGUUACCAGCAUAGCUCAGUGCUAUCAUGUUGAACAAUUAUUUUGACUUUGUGUUUACCCAAGAGAUUCUGCCCCUGAUUUCACAGCAGAAACACAGAGAAAAAUGUGAGAAGCAGCAGCUAAUAUUGUAAGCUUAAUAAAAAGCAAAAAAUUUCAAAAGCCAGAAUUCAUAACCAGUGUUUGACAACAAAACCUUUGUACAGAGCUUAUAUAUUAAAUGUAGAUUUUGACCUAUCAUUUUUAAUGGACAAUCUACUGAAGUCAAGAAAGUUUUUUUAAGCUGGUUACCAAAGUAUACCUAUAAGUGUAUUGUUAUAAUUUGGGAUUAUAAAGCUCUGAGAUGAUAUUGGGAUAUUUUUAUCAAAUAGAUAAAUAUCUUGGUUCCAUGUGGCUGAUAUGGCAACCUAUAUUUCUACCUGUAUUGAGUAUUGCUGAUUUGGACUAAUAUUUUCUGGUAUGUUCUGGUUUUUGCUUUAUUUUGGUGAUAAAGGCCCAAACCGUGGAUUAAGAAAAGCAAACCAGCAACAAAACAAACAAGCAUCACAGCAUGUAAAUGUAGCAUUCUUUUUCGUUUAUAAUUUCUAAAUUUUCCAUUAGCCCUGGCUGUUCUUAAACCUCAUUAUUCCUAUUUAUAUCACAAAGCCGAAAGCUAAAUAACUGGGCAAAGAGUUGCUUUGGAUGCUACUCUGCUUAGGAAUAUCUUUUAAAUACUUACAUGUUGUGUAGAGGAUUUGGUUUUGCAGUAUGUCAUGACAUUUUAACAGCAAAAUAUUCAGUCAGUGAGAUUAGCAUGUGCAAGUCUAUUGUUUUAUUUCUGUUAUUUUAAAAGCUUACACAGUGGAAACUAACAGUGAAUGUUCAUUAGAUCUUUCUUUCAGAGAAGACUGUUAGCAAACAUUUGUGCUUCCCUGUAGGACAAUGCAGAUUUGCACAAUCUGUGAUUCAUGUGUCUACGGGUUGCAAAACUGGAAUAUUGCACUUUAGGGUGAGUGCAGCUCAACUUUUGUAGCUGGAGAGUUUGGUGUUGUUGUUUUUAAGAAGCAGUAUUUUUAAAGAUAGAUGAGAAGGUAGUAACUAUUUAAAGGAGUGCAGAUAGAGCCAGACAGAAAAUACUGUGCAAUGCUGAAUUCUUUUCUCACUUUUUGCAGUCUCAGGAAGUUAAGUUUAUUGCUCCAGAGCUCUCUGGUCCUCUCAGAAUGAUUCACUAUAUCAUUUUGUUUCUUUGACUUGGAUGACAAUCCUAUCUGUAAGUGAUAACUUGGGUAUGUUUUCUUAGUGAUCAUAAGAAGACAAAUAUUCUUUUAGCUCAAUUUGAAUAUUGAAAGAUGCUGAAUUGACACUGCUAGGGUUUGAAGUUCUCUAGCCUUGGAACAUACUCUACAGAGGCCAUAAGUUUGCCUGAUGCCAACCUACCCCAUUCCACAAAGGGACCAUCUCCAAGGGGCGAGAAUGAAGGGCAUGUGCACCUUUCAGCAUCACUGCAGGAAUUGCCAUGAAAGAGAGCAGUUUAUGACAGGUGUAUAGGAAGAAGAUUGACACCACAUGGCCAUUUCAUAGUACUAACUUUGAAAAUAUAUAAACUGUGGAUGAAAUUUGUGGACAAUGAGUGUUGUUUUACUCUACAGAAGACAGCAGCUAUGAAUAAAUUAUGUGCAAUUUUUAAUACAGUAUUGCUUUCAUACAUGAUGAUCUAAUGCACAUAUAGUGGAUUUGUGUCUAAAAAUUCCAAGAAGCUUAAUCUAUCACCCGUUGCCAAGAUUUGCUCCCACUGAAGCUAGUAACAAAGAUCUCAUUAACUCCCACAGGAAAAAGUCUUUACUCUUGUGUGGUUAUUGUAAAGUUUUAAGCAAAUGCUGGAGUCUGAACAUAGUGGAGAAACUGAAGCAUUCUGUGCUGGGAUCAAGUGGAUACAUCUCAUUGCAGGUGUGGUGUUGGUAAACUGGUCCUGAUAGUUUUGAUACUCAGAUAAUCUGAACUCUGCUUUUUUUUUUGGUCCUUCAUGGACAGAGUGAAAAAGUAGUGUAUUAUAAACUUGUGUUGGAGAAGAAAUGUUUUUGGGUUGUUUGGUUUCUUGCUAAGCAUCUUUUUGCAGUAACAUUUUAUGUCUUUUCUGACAGUUCUCCAUUUCCUUGCUGUGCUGUUUGAAAGCCCAAGGUGUUUCUAAGCAGAAAUCACUUUCAGCAUUAUCUGCUGUACCAGAUCAAUUUCAAGUUGGGAGGAGCAGUGGGAGCCCAGCAGCUUUGGGAAUACUGUAAGAAAACAAAAUCCAGAUAUGCUUUUGUUAACCCCUUCUAGUUUUAGCUGUUAAGCACAAGAUGAGAAAUGCAAAUUUAUCUUAGUGCAUAAAUCUCAUAUUUUUGGCAACAUACACCUAAAUCCAUACAGAGCAGAAUAAUUUGUUAGUGCUAGAAUUGUGCCUUUGCAGCACUACAAGACUUAGACUGGCUUUCUAGAUGUUCAGAUAAUUACUCUGGUCUGUAUAUCUGCCACUGUAACAUGGUGAUGAUAGCUAAACUCACAGUUGAAGACUGGGAUAAAGGUAGAAAGAAUAAGCUUAACUAAAUAUCUGUGGAGAUGCUAACAUAAUGCUAAUUGAGAAAUUACAGUGAUUUAACUCAUCAUAAUGCAAAUUGACAUAUGGAUGUAAUUUGUUAGGUUGAUAGUCUGCUAUCCCUUGUGAGUCACUUUUGGAAUGCAAACUCUUGAAGUUCAGACACAGGGAGAAAGGAAUCCUUUGAGCUGAUACAUACAUAGAUAGACAUAGAUACUUGGCAAGGAGAGAAUGAAAGAGGAAGAGGAGAGUAAUGCAAGAAUCUGACCUGAGUGAAAUUGCUAAAACUGACACCUCACUGUUUACAAUUUUAGGCCAAUUUGGAUCCCCUCAGUUUAGCAUCGUACUGAAGAUAAGUACUUGCUUAGGUCUUGGGAAUCUCCUUGUCUUGGUCCUACUUCCACAGUCUAGAAAGAAGUAAAAGGAAUAUACAGAUAGGGAAAAGAGUUACUGCAGAAAGGCAUGAAAAAAUAGCCGUUGCUUCAACUAAGUGUGCUGUUGCGCUGGGACUUGACCUGCCAAUGUGACCUGGUCAGUGCUGUCUCAUGAGGAAACUACUAUCUGAGGCCCCAGUCUUUUAAGGCCUCAAUUCUGUUGUAAUUUCUGCAUGGGAAGAACCCUGUAUCUAUAGAGAACCAUGUGGACUUCACAGGAUCUGUUAUUGAAUGUGGAGGUCUGCCCAAGCAGUCAGCUGCAGAAUUGUGUCCUUAACACACUGUCCAGUUGUAGUUAUAGGGCUGUUGAUAUUAAGUGUAAUCUGGAUGCCUGUUAUAUAGCCAAAACCCUUGUUAGUUCAUUUUCCUAACUAAGGCAUGAGCAGAAGCCCUUUGCUGUACAACAUCUGUAAAAAACUUUAAAAUGUACUUCACAUACGUCUAGUAAAUUAAGGCAUGUGAUUUUGGUCUGUGGGUCUCAACAAACCUUGCUCGUGUACCUGCCUGAAUGUUUUCCUAGAUCUGCAGCUACGUUUCAGUGAGAAGGGAUGGUGGGAUUUGUUUUCUUGAGGGGGCACAAUAGCAGCUCUCACCUGUCACACUGGGGUGACCGCUUGCUACUGGCCAGGAUCAGGGAUGGAUGAAUCCUCCGCACUUUUAUGUUAAGUUGUCUGAAAUAUGGUGAUUAACAUGAUUAUUGGAAUACUGUAUUUUGUAUAACUUAGAACAUGUAAAUACACUUUUAAAACUAAUCUGUUCUAUGAAAUAAUAAAUAAGUGCUUCCAUUGUAAUAUCUGAAUAUUGUUAAUGCUUCAUGUAGCUUGAUUUGGGAUUCUUUCUUUCCUAGAGAACUACAGAAAUCAAAACAAAGAUUGAUGUUGUGGAAUUCUAGUCUAGUUGUGAUGCUUUCUAUCAACAAAAAUGUUUUAAAAAUAAUAAUGAGCUACUUAAGCAGAGAAACUAAGAUUUUGAGGGAACUGAUUCUCUUCCAGUCUUUCUUUAACAGUAGUCACGGAUUACAUUCAUUAUUGUACCUUUCCCAUCCUGUUAGCUGAACAGUUGAUUUGUCUGUGAGUUGCAUUUGGAAAUUAGCAAUAUUAAAUUAUUUGUAAACUUUAGUGACUGAGAAAAACUGAAGCUGGGUGGUUUUUGUUGGGUGUGUUUUUUUAGCUAUUCUCUCUUUUGGCUCAAACAGAUUUGUCUCCACCCUUCAGCCAGACUGCAGCAAGUUGCAGUGUAACAGUGAGUGACUGUUACUGAAGCUCAUUUGUGACCUAGGUAGUCUACAUCUUUAUUAGUUGCAUUGUGUACAUAGAUGACACAGGUUUCCUGUUGUGGCAUGGAGAGAGAGAGUGAGAGAGAAAGUGAUUAAUGACUUGUGGUUUUGCUGAGUACAUGUUCACUGGAUGCUGCACAGCUGGACCUUUCAUCAGAUUUCAUGACCUUUUCUAUCUUGUGUUAAACAGAAAAAAAAAAUAGAAAACAGUGGAAUAAGAAUCUUAAGUAGUCAGCUAGGAAAUCUGAACACUUGGGUUUUGAGGAGGAGGUGAGAUUAAUCCAUCAGCCUUCAUGUAAAGAGAUUAACCUGUGAUGACAAUUUCUCCAGCCAUAACAUAACUUUGUCUUUAAUGCUGUACUGGAGCAGUUUCCUCUCUGGUAGCAGCUGUGUCUGCAGUGUUCCAUAAAUGACAAAGCCACAUCUUUUGUAGUGGGCAGAGACAACAGCAUCUCUUUUUUUCUUCUAUUUUUUCCCUUCUCUCUCAGUGUCUCUAGGCUGUAAAAUAACUAUGGAACAGCUAAGAAGAUGUGUAAGUUAUUCUGAAAACUGUUCUUGUAAAGCUUUUUCAGACACAUACAGUUUUUAACUGCAUAAUUUGAGGGAACUCCUAUCUGCUAUAUUCGGCCUGAAAUUCUGUUGCCUCUUGGAUAAAAGUAUUUUUUUGUCUUCAGAUGUGACACUGAUCUGUUCCAUUCAUUCAGUGGGAUGGAUGAUAAAUCUGCACAGUAUUUAUAUAAGAUAAAAAUCUGAUCUUAGUUUUACUGUCUGUUGUUUAAUCUCUUGGAUGUCUACUCCUUGAGGUUGUCUAUAUAAUUCCUAUAUCUGUAGCUGCUUUUUGAAGCAGUCCAUCAAAAGCAUUUGAGAUCAUCCUGACUGAAGAAUUCCAUAGAAGUGAUAGAGAUAAUAAAGCUUGUAAAGCAGUUGGGUAAAACUGUAUUGCCAUAAAUGGUUUUAAUUUAUAUAUGAAUCUUCUGUCCCAAACUGCUUAUUUUGUACAUAAACCUAAACACUCCUGGCAGCUGAUGGGUGAAAAUAAAGGUGCUUAAACAGCAAUCUAAUGAGGAAAGGGCAUUUCACUAUUACAGAGUUGGUAUUAUUUUAUAUUUCCAUUUAUUACACUUUUUUAAAUGUAUAAACCACAGAUUUGAAUUCUCAAAGUCUUCAGCUUGGAUUUUGUGAGUAGUUUAAAUCUUCUCACCUCUCUGCUCGUAACUGGUUUUUAAGAAAAAGAAAAGCUUUUGUUUAAAAUGUAAAAUUUUGACUGUAUUAAAUUCUGUUAGUACCCUUCCUUUUUAAGAAAUAAAAUGUAUAUUCCACUA